UGAAAAUGUAAUUCUGUGUGGCCCCGCUGCUGGUGACGAGGAAAGAGUCAGUAGGUAAGUGUUUGUUAUGUAAGGAAAAAUUUAACGGUAAAUUGUUAUGAAAUAGUGUGAAAUCCUUUCACUGUUUCUUGGCGCGUGUGAGGGACUAGCUAUAGAACGUGUGGACGUGCGAAGGCGUGCAUGUGACGAAGUAAAUAACUUUUUAACGCCUGCUUUGUCCUGGACAACAACAAAUUUCCAGUACUUUUCUAAAUUCCCAGUUUUGCUGAAAUUGGAUAACCACUAGGUAUGAUUAAGAGCGGUAUCGAUCUAGAUUAGCUAGGCAAAUCAAUGAAAAGGAACUAGGAACGCUAUCAGUUUUCUUCUCUUUAGAAGCUUGAUAAUUUUUUAUGCUCUUUCACGAAAGUGAAAAUGUGAUAGAACUCGGAAGGAAGUAGUGGGUUCUUACCCCUACUCGUCCUUAGACUCUUUGUAAAUUGGCGGUAUCAAAUUUAUAAGAGUCACGUUUCCGUGUCACAAUCAAGUGUAAAAUAAUCCACAGAUCAUACUAAUUGGUCACCGUAAUAAUAUGAAUUAAAUAAGCGUAGUAAAAGUUGUAGAAAAUGAGCAAACGAAGAUCUGUUCUCAACUUCGGGGUUUUUCUAUUAGCCAAGUUUGCUGGGCUGGCUUAGCUCACCUAAAACCACAUUAGUAUUUUUGUGUUACAUGUAAAAGAAUUCAAUGUGAGCAGACACAUGCCAUGCUCACACUAAUUAGGCCUUUUUACUAGAACUUCUUCCCUCAUACCCCCCAAACAAUUAUGUUCAUAGAAAAGGCCAUUUUACAGUUGUGUACUGAGUAUCCAAAUCUCAAGUGAAAGUGAACCUUGUUUUGAUAGAAGUAACACUGCUCUUUCAAAAUAAUGUAAAUAAGAUUAUCUAAACAAUAAAAGACUAUCAAAGGACACAAAGGCUACAAUCAUCGUCAAAAGUGUUGGGAAGGUUGCCUUUUUUACCUCUUCUUUUCCUUCCUCCCCCCGCCCCUGGCCCAAUGUUGAUCAAAACGUUAAUGUUUGUCCGCGUAAUUGUUCUGUUAUAUCCCAACAUUGAACAGGGGGGACGGGGGAUAUUUAGCAAAAGAGAAAACUCUCUUUUUUCAGGAUUAAAAUAGACUACUGUUAAGUUGUACAGCCUUCCCAACUACUUUUGUCUUUGAUUGUAGUUUGCUCAGCAUUCUUACCAAAGCUGACCACUUACAGGGUAGGACCUUUUUAUAUCAGGUGAACCAGCCCAGCUGUUAGCUAGGCUGGCCUGCUUGGUUUACUGGGCUGGCUCGGCUUAUGCUAUGUUUCCUUAUAAAAUUUUUGUUGUGUUUUUAUGAAAAGGUGGGCUGGCUGAGAUCCCUGUUGUUUAUGCUGAGAUCUCGACGAACAGGCCAACCCACCUCCUCAUAUAAACACAAGGAAAAUUGUAGAGAAAACACGGGUACAAGCCAUGAGCCGAGCCAGCCCAGUAAAAUGGACCAGCAUAUCUAACCAGGCUCAUGUUCACCUCAUAUAAACGGGCCUUUAUUCACCUUAUGACUGGUCCCUCAGGAAAGGAGUUAAUUUUGUAUGAGAUUCAGGAUACAAAGAGAGUCGGUUUUACGGCUUGCCAUUUGGGCAAGUUGUUGCUAGUAUGUACUAGCCCAAGAGUCUUUUAAGUAGCCCCAAAAAAAUUUUUGAUGAGCAGCGGUGAUUAUACACUUCUUCUGUAAAUUUGAAUUUCCCUAAAAACUUCGCUUGCCCUUCAGGCAAGUUAAAACAGAAUUUACUUGCCCGAUUGCAAAAUCCACUAGCCCAGGCUAUCAGACAUGACUUUCUUUUUAAUUGCACGCUUUAUAAGAUUCUUGAAAAACAAAAUCAGUUAUCUCCCUGAACAGCCAUUAAAACUAAGACCCAGUAUCCACAUACAAAUACUCCAGAUUGAUCUCCAUACGUUUCCUUCAAGAAUUAGAUGAGGGAACAGUUUGAUAAAAGAUCAAAGCAUUUCCCUCUGUGGGAUCAUUUUGUUAACCGUCAUAACCUUUACUUGUGAUUGUGUAUAUUUACUGUUAGAAGAAAACGGAUGUUGGUCACUUCUGGGGUUUAAAGGGUUAAUAUUACCUCAUAACUGUCAUAUUGCUAUGUAACCCACAGGGUAAACUUCACCAAUGAUGUUAAAUUGUUGACACUGAGUGACCAUGUCAAAAGGAAAUGAUUCCCUAAUAAAAAGUUCCUUAGCCUACACAGGCUGCUUCAAGACUUUCAAUACUGCCUCAUGUGUGAGGUAAGUAAAACUCAAAGGCUUGAUCUUUUGGGUAAAUUUACUCAGCAGUAGUUUUGUGGUAUACUGGGUAAUUGGAUUAAUUUGAUAAGAAAAUUCACAAGCGUAUGAUAUGGCUUUCACAGCCAGUACUCAACCAUUAGGUAAGGAUGCAUGGCUACUUUUUCCUUCUUAAUUUGUACAGGCAGCAUAAAACGUCACAUGCUGGUACUUUAAACUAGUUGUCAUUCUUUAAGUAAUAAUUAAGAUUUCAAAAACAUCAUAAUGCCUCUUCUUUGUUGAAGUUGGAGUGCUAUUUCCCUAUAAUUACUAACUGAGUUAGUGGUCAAUAUACUGUAAGUUACAGACUGAGAAGAAAAAAGUGAGGUUCUGUAACUUAUAGCUCAUACUGAGAAAUUGAGGUCAUAAGAUAUUUAUCCUAUCUCCAGGUUUAAGUGGAUAGAGGUAGAUUUAAAUUUGACCACAACAGCCAUUGAUGAUUGAUUGGUGCCAAAUCUCAAUUAACACAUUUAGGGCAUUUUAUUGGCUUCCAAAAUCAAAGCUUUGAGUUGUCCAAAAUAUUUUCUGUAGUCCCACACAUAGUCAAAAACGACAUACACAAAAAGAUUUACAAAGUUUUUCUGUCCAGAUUAUUUGUUUCCUAAAGAAACUUUUUGAUUUAGUGGUCCAUACUUCCAGUUAGAAUACCAAUCUACAAUAUUUCCGUAAUAUUAUUUUUAAGAGUGGCUCACUUACAUGUACACAUAAGCUGUUUAUUGCUGUUUUUUUAUUAAUGUGGUUUUUAAAAUUUUUCUGUAUUUCUUUCUUUGACCUAUUAGGGACAGCUGUUUAACAGUACUGGCAAUUGUAACAAUCAUUAUCUGUGCAAUUAAGGUAAUUAAUUAAAAAAAAAAGCUUGAGACUAUUUGAAGUACCUUAAAGUACCUUGAUAGUUUUGAAAACUGACUUUUAAAGAAGCCAAUAACUAAUAUAUUUUUGUUUUUGAACUCAGAUAGCGAGAAUAAAUUAAUAAUAAAUAAAUGCUUCAAAAAACAAAACAAACAAGAAAAUCUGGAAAAUAAGGUGUGGUUACACACAUCCUGGUAAAAGACAUUUCCCUUGGUAAAAUAAUAAAGCCAUGGUAAAUUUUACCUGGGUUUAGACUACUGUGGUGAUAUGUGGUUACACUGUACAUGGAUGACUUACCAAGGUAAAAAAGCCACUCUUACGGCCUCAUUUUUGCUAUUGUGGCAACAAUAACUUUUGAUAUGAGAGGAUUUUGUGUAAUUUAUGUCAAAUUUAUCCUGGUUUGUUAGUCCUGACAAUUUAGUGAAGGUAUACAGAAUUGUUUUUUUUUUUAAAUAUUUGCCUUAAAUUCCAUUGUACAGUUUUUGAAUUUCUGCCAGGAAUUGUAAAUGGCAAAUGUCAUUCCUACAUCUAGCCCAACAAACUAGAUGAAAUUUUGCCUCAGAAUUUCCCUGUUACUUUCAAAGUUAUUGAAAACCUGUCUUGAGAACAUCGAUCAUUCCCAAAAUAGCAUGAAUGAAACAUGUGAAAAGGUACAAUUUUCUUUGUCGUUUCAUUGAUUGGCUUUCUUGCCUUGGGUAUCGAAACACCCCAGCUAUUUAUCAUGUUAGAUAUCAUGGGCAGUUUCUUGGUUCUGUCGACAUAUCCAUAGAUGGAUAUUUCCAAUGGCAAAUGUAUCUCAGGAAAGUCUGUUCACACACAUCAGGCCGAAAUAUUUAAUUUCCUGUGGUAGAAGAAUCAUUUACCAGUCGCUUAAACUGUCCUUUGUUACCACACCUUUAGUUUAAUUUUGGUUCCACACAUGCCUGCAUGUUUAUAGCGUGUGCAUAUGUACGGUACCUCACUCUUAAAAUAUUGUUUUUUUGAUAAAAUAAUUAUUUUUUGUUGACUUAGCUCUACAAGCUGCAUUCUCAUCAUCAUUCCCUGAUCAAUCAGUAUAUCAUUUUCUACAGUGGAAUUUUGGAAUGUAUCCUAUGGUGAGACUGAUAUAUGACAAACAUCUAUUUUCUCCUAACGUAUCCAUACAUUGUCAAGAGAAAUGGUUACGAGAUUUAAUCAAAUGAUCACCAAAGAGAAAACGCUUUGAUCUUUUAUUAAACUCUCUCAACUUGUCUCAGACUAAGGAGAUGUAUGAAUAUCAGUCUGGAGAAUUUGUGUGUGGAUAUUGGGGCUUGAAGGGUCAAUUAGUACUAAUACAGCUGUGCACACAAAUAAACAAGCCUUGUUUUGAAAUUGUAAAUUUGCAAAGUUUUACACAUUUUAUUAAUUCCCCGUGCAGCAGGGUUGAAAAGAAUUACUGAUGCAUAAAGAGUGCAAAAGCAAGAAUUUUGUUUUCAAACAUGCAUAAGAGCUAUAAUAAUAAAUUAUAUUAUGUUAUAUCAAACAAAAUUUUUUAGAAAAUUGGCUCAGUCAUGAUGUUAAUUAUAUGUAGCACAGAUAAUUAACUUUAUUGGUCCUUCAAAGUAGUCUUUUUCCUGGAUGCAUUCUGAUGAUUUUGUUCAUAAUUAUUUUGUGUAAAAUUAGACUGUCACUUUCACCAAUAAUAUUAUUAAUGAUUUGGGUGUUUUUGUCAUUACUUUUUUGCACAAUUUUCAAAACUUUGUACAGUCGACUCUCUCCUUGUGGACACCCCGCUAUAACGGAUGCUCUGAUGAUGUGGACAGCAGCUAAAUCCCAGGCAAAAAUAAAUUACAGAUGUUUGACUGAAAUAAAAUCCCGCUAUUAAGGACUAUUGAGGACACUAACUUGAGGUUGCUACGGUGUCCACUAUAAACUAAGGGACUUGACUGUAUUUAAUCUCUAGUUUUCUCGUAGUUUUUGUAACUUUCGACUGUGUUUUACUCUCAAAAUAAUUGUUGUUUCAGUGCAAUCAACUGGUUGUAUUUGGCUGUCACUGCUGUGCACUUGGUAUCAGAGUUCAUAAAAAUUACUCAAGUAAGUUGAUAAGCUUAAGUUGAUGAGCUUUUUUUCUGCGGGUAAUUUCCAAAGCUAGACAAGAGGUAAAACUUAAGAUAAUCACAGGUUCCAGGAGUUUGCUUGGUGUGUAAUUUAUUUUUCUUUGUUUCAACAGUUUCUUAUAGUUACCAAUUUUCAUUGCCGCUUAGCUGCCAGAAUGAUAGGAUUUGAAACCGAGGAAAGGUUAAAAAGGUUUGUAUUGAUAGAUUUGUGUAUCAUACUUUAUCCAUUAUUAUUAUUGUUAUUAUUAUUAUUAUUAUUAUUAUUAUUGUAAUUAUUAUAAUCAUUAUUGAAAUAUUAUUCUACUCUUCAGAAGAUGAUUCCUUUGGUGCUUUUUCAAUAUUAUUUUUCUUACUCUUUAGGUUUGUAUUGAUAGAUUUGUAUAUCAUACUUUGUCCAUUAUUAUUAUUUUUAAAUAAUUAUUUUUGUAAUUAUUAUAAUUAUUAUGGAAAUAUUAUUGUACUCUUCAGAAGAUGAUUCCUUUGGUACUUUUUAAAUAUUAUUUUUCUUACUUGUUAGCCUUGUAAAACUGCACUUUUUGUGACUCCCCCCCCCCCCACAACCCCCACUUAUGAUUUCAUACCUGUGGUGCUGUAGUGCAAAGGAAAAUUCUAAAUCUCUAGAUUAUCCAUCUUCCUAUGCAAUGUUCAGUGUACAGUAUUAAUUGAAGUGAGACUUUUUAAAAACACUUUUAUCUUUUAGAUACUCUAACAAAGUGUUGGGAGCUGUCUUUCUCAUCCUGUUGAUUGUAGCAGUUGUUGGACUGGCAACAAUGAAGCAUGAAUACAAGGAAUGUGCAGGUACAAUAUUGUGAGUGCAGUGCAUACAGUAUAAACUAACCGUCAAUCAUUCAGGUUUGCUUUAAAAUGUGUGUAAAAUUUGAAAUGAUAAAAAUAAUUACACUUCCAAAAAAACUAACAACUUUGUUACCCAUUACCUCAUAAGGCCUGGGCCGGGUUGUUCGAAGCUGGGUUAAGAUAACCCAGGGUUAUUGCAAAUUUUGAACUCAGAUAUGAGAGCUUAAAAAGCCAAUUCAGUUGAAUUCUCUUUGCCUACAAUUUGGUGAUUACAUAUGCUGAAAGAAUAGAGAAAAUCAUCCGAGAGAGUGCUUUUGAUAAUAAGGAAAAAGAAACCCGGGUUAAAAUUUAACCCUGGGUUAGCGCUAACCUGCGUUCAAACAACUGGGCCCAGGAGUUUAAUACAAAUUUAUUAUAUAAACACUAAUGAAAUACCAAGUGAGCUUUCGUGCGAAAACUUGAUAUCUUCACGUGUGAAGAUAUCACUGUUGCUAUGGCUACAUGAUAAAUUGCACCUUUCACACCAAAAAACUAUUUAAGUAAAAUGGUUUGGUAUUUCAUUGGUGUUUAUAUAAUAAAUAGAACAUUACAUGGUUGCUUGGAGAUAUGAAAUUUCUCUUCUCAUGUUGAAAAAAAUAUUUCACCUCGCAUUGUAAAUGUUUUUCAACACUAAAGAUUGAUUGCUUCCCAUUAAUGCUGCUGAUAAUUAAUUUAAUUAUUACUCAAGCAUGACACAUGCAUAGAUUGAUUGCAUGUUUUUUUUAAUUACCACUUAGAAGAACCUGAGUGGCUGCUCUUGUCAAGCAUUGAAAUUAUUGUUGUUCAAGCCUUCAUGGUCUCGGGGGUCGUUAUCACAAGGUAAGCAAACAUGCCUCUGCAGCUGUAUCAAAGACAUCUUACAAUGCAGUAAUCUAUUAUUUACUGAUAUAUGUAAUAUCGAUCCUCAGAUCAAAACCCACCAUCCGUGAGUGAGGUUCUUUCGCAAUCACAUUGUUAAUAUACUCAAACCUCUGCUAACAGCCACCUCUCUACAAUGGCCACUUUUAUUCAUCCUGCCAGACAAAAAAAAUCCACCUUUCUAAAAACCUCUCUACAAUGGCCACUUUUUUUCGUCCCAGCGGACAAAAAAUCCAUAUAUUGACUCUUGUUGAAACCUCUCUACAACAGCCUCCUCUUUGACUUUACAAUUAAUGGCCACUUUCUUCUGUCCCCAAGUUGGCCAUAGGUGGCCAUUGUAGAGGAUUCAACUGUAAUAGUCUUGCUCAGUAAAAUGAGACCAUUGCCUGAUGAAGACCCGCAGUAGGCAGUCAAAAUGACGCGAUCAAGAACGUUAUCAAUAAAGUGACCCGGGCUGUCAUAAAGUUUUCAAGCAAGUUUUAAUAUAACAAAUAAAGUUGUUUAAAAUUGACAGCCAGUUCUUAAACCCUUUAUAGGCAUAAUAUUUCACUGCAGUUUUACAACACUGAAUUAAUUACUUCGUUAUAGGGAACUCAACAAUGUGAGGAUGUUAGCGGACAACAGGACAGCACAGAAGAGAGACCUAUGGGGGUAUUAUAUAAAGGCAUUGUUACUAACAAUUCAUCGCAGCAAUUAUUGUUAAUUGUCUUUAAACAACUAUAGUGGCGUCCUGAUUUUUCAAACCUGUUAAGUGUGUGUGUGUGUGUGGGGGGGGGGGGGAAGGGGGUGAAGCUUUCAGGAAAUUUGAAAAAUGGGCAGUAAACUUACAGUGCUUCACAGGAGAAAGAAAGUCAGAAAUGCAAUUUCCUUUUUUUGUGAAAAAGCUUGGUCUAUAAAGGAUGGAUUUUAUGGCCAGAAGAAUUUUUUUCUUUGAGGGAACAAAGUGGGAAAUCCCAAGCAAGAUGUAUUGUACAUGUAGUCCAGUGUUCUCACCAGGAUUUUGCCUUGGGGAGUCCCAGGGCCCCCUCUUCUGAGAAAUAGGGGCCCUGUAAGAACAUUAGGGGGACGAAGUUACAAAAAACACGCGGUACGAAGAACCUGAGCCCGCACUCCAAAUUGUCUGUUACAUGAAGUACCUACCUGAUCCAAUAUGGCGGAAGAGGUGUUUUACGAUUCAGAGGGGCUCAUGGGACGAUGUAGUGGGACUUAUGGGACCAAUGAAAGUAAAGGCAACAAAAUUAAAGACUUUGACUCAUUUGAUAUCAUGUUUUUUAUUUAUUCAAACAAACAGAAUGCUUUAGUGUUAGGUUGACCAUUAAAACUACUUAAGUCCGUUUGACUCGUAGCUUGCCCCUGCGCCCUAACGGGCGCAUCUUCUUGGUUUUAAUGCGCCAUUUCAGUUUUUCUUGCGGGAAUCCCGCAAGGCCGCGGCCUGGUGAGAACACUGGUAGUCUAUCUUUCCCAAAAGCCAUUCAAGGAUUCCCUUUAGUUUGUCAGUCACAGAGUUGCAUUGUAAUCGGGAUCACUUCCUUCGUAAUUAAGCGUUGUUUAAUUCUAUUUUCUGUUUGCAGGAUAAUUUUUAUUUGUGAACUGUCAGCCUUUGUCAGCAUUGUCCAUGACAUUGUGAUGAGAGUCAGUAAGUAUUGCAGCAUAAUUAUUAUUAUUGAGCAGUAAUAGUAAUUUUACUUUUAUAGUCAAAGUAAGUGGCUAAGAAUCAUUCAAAACUGUGUCAACAAGGAACUGCAUUGUCAGGGUGGGGGGAGGAAGGAAAAAAAGAGGUCGAAAAAUCAACCUUCCCAACACUUUUGACGAUGAUUGUAGCUUUGAACAACUCGGCCCAGCAACUGUGUUCUCUGUAGAGUUCCUUACAGAAUAAUAUUAGUGGAGUGAAUUUGAUAAAAGAUCAAUGCAUUAUUUCCUUUACAAUCAUUUUAUUAAGUCUUAUUACCUAUUAUUUCCCAUUAAUUUCUCAUUACCUCUGGAUCAUGUAUGGACAUUGUUGGGAGAAAAUUGAUGUUGUUCACUGGUGGGACUUAAAGGUUAAAGACUGUCAGGAACACCACAGAAAUCCAGAUCCACGAAAAGCUGAGAUUUUAGAUUGGCCAUUUAAUUGUGAAACCUUUGUGGCCACCAGUGUAACAGUUAUUUAACUUGGAUGUAGACAUGCAAUGUCGUAAUAAACUAAAUUUGUCCGUUAUUCAUUGUAGAAGCAAUUUCGUGUCAUUGUCACUUUUGAUGAACAGUUUGACUUUUUUUGCAGCAGGACCAGAGAAUCAAUGCCAAGGAAUUUUUGUGAGUUAAAAGAAAUAAUUUAUUCUUGUUGUUUGCUUACAGUGAAAAAAUAUUAUCCUGCCCUUUUGGUUACAUUAUGUCUUUUGGAGGUUCUACUCUAUUGAACAACAUUUCAAAGUGUCUCCUAUUAUUUUAAACUGAAGGUUUUUUUCCUAAGGCAAUAUUCAUCUUGCUAAUCACCAUAUAUAAUUAUAAUAACUUAUUGGAAAGACUAGUUAAGAGAAGACAUUGGUGUUUAAUUUGAUACUCCUGGCAAACAUCAUAAGAGAUUGUUGAAUGGACUAGUUGGAUUGUUUUAAUAGCUUCCCACAUUCUGUUGGUCAACUCUUUGUUAUCCUAGCUUGUUAUUAAUUGGUGUGAUGGGAUAAUUAUAUGGACAUGGGUACAGAGGUUGAGAAUUAUCAUUUUUCGGCAGUAGCAAGUCUUGCAAAUCCAAGUUACUGUUUAAUAUGCUUUUAGCCCGAGAAAACAGUCAAUACAGUCGACUCUCUCUUAACGGACACCUCUAUAAGACGGACACCUCCCUAAAACAGACACCUAGAGUUGGUCCCUUCCUUUCUUUACUCCCUUUAUUUGACUCUCUAUAAGAGGGACAUCUCUCUAAGACAGACACCUACUGCUGGUCCCAAAGGUGUCCGUCUUAGUGGGAGUUGAUCGUACUUCAUGAUGCCAGUCCUGGUUAUCCCCUCCAAAUGAUGUCUGAGAAACGAGCGCAUACUGACGACAUGACACUGAUAUGGAAGUGCUUCCUAUUGGUUGAAGCAAAUUUGUAGCCUAUCAGAAGCACUAUACCCAGAUCAGUAUUACAACAUAUGUAUGGAAUUUCUGCACUCGUUCCUCUGACUUCACAAGGAAACAAUGUUACUGGAUGGCGUCGCAAAAUGUUGGCUGUCUUCACUCUGGCUAAUGUGUUCUCAUUCUACUUCCAGUCAACAAAUGCAGCGGGCUAUACAGCAGUUUACAUCACUGUCAAUGUGAGUUACAUUAAUUUAAUGUUCUUUAUUUGUCUGAGAUGUAGUGUAACUUCUCACAUAUUAUGAUUAUUGUCAUUGUUAUUUCCUUUAAGUUCAUGUCAUAGUCCAACAUAAUAGCUAGAUCCAUUCCUCAGGGAUAGUGCCUUUCUUAGGGAUGCCACUAAGAGCUGGCAGCCAGCUAAUUUCGCUGGGUAAUUUUGAAUGUGCAGUUGAGUUAGAAAGCCUACUUAGUUUUUUCCAUAGUAACGUACCUGCUUUCUUAAGAUAUGAGAUAUUGACAUUGCAUGAUUUUCUGUAGUCCAUGUAUUUUGAUGUUUUGUUGUUGGGUGGGCCCGUAGUAUUUCUGUUAUUCUUUUGGCUUUCAUUUCUCACAUUCAUUCAAUCUCAAUCUUAAUCUCAAGGUCCUUAUAUUUCGAUAGUUUUUCAGUGACUUUUAUUGGGGUGCUCCCUUCAGUUGGGAUAGUUAUGUGAAUGAGUAGGCAGCUUUUUUCUGUUUUGCUCUUGAUGAUGAUGUUGUUGGUCUAUAAUAGCCUUUAUCUCAUGAUCUCUUUGGCUUGUCCCACAAGAUUGUGAUAAGAUUUUUUCUCUUACUACUUGUGCCAUUUGUCUUUUCCAUCAGUGUUUUAAGAAUUCUUUGCAGAUGUUCCAGUGUAGUUAUUUGGUGACCUUGUCAUCAUCGUUAUCAAUAUUAAUAUUGUUACAUGUAAAUACGUGUGUAAAUUAAAUAAUUAUAAAAUUAUUUUUUUUGCCUCAGAUUGUUAGAUGGCUGUUACCACUGUGGGCCAUGGCAGCAAUAUUUGACACAGAAAACAAUGAGUGCAGUCAGGAUGAUUAUGUGGCGCCUAUAUUUGCCGUGACAGAUAACUCAGGGGUGGGUACUCCAGCCAUUAUUUUUGUUCAUAUUAUUGUCUACUAAUGACACCUAAACACUUUCUAUUUUUGUCAAAUUUAGAGCAUAAGACGUACAUGUGCCAUUGUGGGGUGUUGUAAUUCUCCUGCCUUGUGGUACAUAUACAAACCUUGUCCCUGCGGCUUUUCCCUUAAAAAAUGGGUGCGGCAGGAAAAGGCCCUGGCAUCGGCUGGUCACGUGUCCCCUUGUACACCCAAAAAUCCUGGGUGUAAUAAAUUAGAGCUAUGUGAAAAGCUAAAAUUACCGGUAUGCUUAACCUCACAGCACGCGAUCUUGGGCAGCCUUUGAUAUGUCUUGAUAAUUAACGAAAAGUUUUUAUAAGAUUUCCUUUUUGUCACAGAUACUGGCCAUGGUAAUUUUUUGCUUUCCUCCGAUUUCUAUGAAGGGGACAGCGAGUAACAUUUGUAAAACUUCUGUUUAUAGAGCGGUAUAUCGAGGUAUAAAUGACAAACAAGCUAUCAUAUAUGCAUAAAGUAUGUGCUGGAAAAGUCUGCUUUCCCAACUUUGAUGAUAUUUUAUUUCAUUUCUUGCGAAGUGGGUCUCCGUACACAGCCUAGUUCUAUAUAUAUUCACCUUACCACUCAGCCAUAUCACGACACGCGACCAGUGUACACGUGUACGUGUACACAUGACCAGCCUAUGGCAGAGCCUUUUCCCACUGCACCCAUUUUUUAAGGGAAAAGCUCUGGGGAUGAGUUUGGCAUGUACAGAAACCAAUAAAUUACUAAUUUGUUGUACACCUUUUUAUUUUUUGUUUUAUGUUGCUCUAAGAAAUCUCACAUGAAAGUGCUUUUUCCUUAUGAGGUUGUUUAUGAAAUGAUAAGAAUUAAUUCAAUGUAUUCUGUAGGACUUGGUAGCGUACCAUCUUUACUUACAGUUCAUUUAGAGUUGCAACACAAUGCCAACUUUGAACAACAGAUAGUGCAAUAUAAAUGGCUUUUUUUAGCACCUAUCCUCUGGGUUGUGUCUUAUCUUCAGGAUACCUCUAUUCAAAGCAACAAAACCUAAGGCCUGAAAAAUCGUACAAAUCUUUGCCUUAUAAUUAUGCAGAACACGAUUUUACAAGAUAUUUAUACCCCCAACUAGGUGGUUUUUCUGUUUUUUGGAGGGGGGGGGGGGGGGGGUUGGGAGCGGUGGGAGGGUUUACCACACAGAAGUAUCCUUUAAGAAAACGAAUUGUAAAGACUUUUUCCACUCUUACUCUUGCUUGAGGAAUUUCCAAGGACAUUCUGUACAUGUAUUACUCAGGAAUAUUUCUUUCCUGUUUUUGUUAGGUUGUCUGUCUUAGAAUGGGAGUUUAGUCUCUUGCCCUCCCCCACAGACAUCCUGUUACCCUCAUUAUUUAAUAUUGGGAAACUGGAAAACUGUUGUGAAGUAAAAAAAUAAUUAUCAGUAAAGUAACAAUGAUAUGGCAUCUUCCUUUGACAUGUUUCUGUUAGAGUAUGAGAGGUUUGCAAGUUUCAACCAGUCAGUUAAAAAAUUCUAAUUCUUACUAUUGACUUGUUUUAGCACUUCACAUCAGAAUUUCGCCCCAGAGGAAACAGUUUCCACUACAAGCAUUUGCAUGAUGGUGUUGAUGCUGCUGACCGACCCCUCAUUCCACCUUUUGCGUCCCGCUCCAAAUCCCUGUCAAGCAUGGGUUCAUCUUAUGGAUCAACAAUCCAAGGUUCCAGAGGCUCCUAUGAUAGGUAUCCGCCUAUUUCGUAACAGUGUACAGUAUUCAAAAAUGGAGUCUUGAUCCACAGAGUAAAAUGCAAUACAGCAACAGAGUUAGCUUGCUGUAGAAGGGUAGAAUUUGAUAGCCCUUUGUGUAGUGUCAUUUAUUGUCUAAAAAUCUUAGGUUGUAAAGUGCUGAAGAUGUUGAGAACUGUUGCUGUUGGCUCCUACAGCAUACAAGCUGUCUUGCCAAGACUACAGCAAUAUACUGCAGUGUACAUACACAUGCGUCAGCAAUUCAGUUAUUGAAAUGCUCUUAUCAUAGCAGUCAGCAUAUUCAUAUUCUGCUCAUUACUUGAGAUUAAUUUUAUCUUAAUUUUAUUUCAAAUUGUGAAAUCAUUACAUGGAAUGAAAACUCUAUUUUCAAAAUUAAUAAUGAGUCCACAAAGUGAUUAGGUCAUAUUUUUCCUAAAUUUAAGGAGAAUGAUCUGGGAGUAUUGAGUGCUAUAAUAUUAGCACCACCGUCAAGGGAAAUUAAUGUUAACCUCUAGAUUUAAAGUCAAUGUUUUUGUUUAUUAUAAACAGCUGUAAAUUUUAUUAAUGGUGGCCCUUAAAAUGGAAUUUUUACUUUGUAAAUACACAAUGCAGUUACAUAUGUGCAUAAAAUAAUAUGUGUGUUCCCUUUCUAUGGGCCGUACUGUACUGUGCCUUUUGCAAAAAUAAAUCUAAUAAUAACAAUCCCAGGCAAUAAAAUGGUCAAGAAUGGCAUAAGAAUGAGAUACAUAUUUUUGCAGUCAGCAACUUAAAAACUCAUAAUUCAGUGUAUUGAACAUAAUAUGCCAAAUUUGAUAGAGCACCAAAUAUUUAGUCCUAAGUAGCACCAAAAAGUAAAGAACCUAAUGGAGUAACAAGUUUUUGAAAAGAAGCUUGGUUUUUAGACCUUCAGUAAAAUAGACUUAAGAAAAAGAAUAACAUUGCCAAUAUAACACUACUUCAGUUAACGUAUAGUACAGACAGCACUGUAACCCUGUGUUUUUGUUGGGACUGUCAAUGAAUUUGUAAAUUGUGGUUUUAUUAUUUAUUUGUUAAAUUAAACCAAAGUCUGUGUAACCAGCUGCAGUGGUUUAUAUCUUAUAAAUAUAUUGUAGAGCACGAGAACUGUGAAAAAUAUAUUAGGAAACAUACAGAACUUUUUGUUGAUGUACUUUGUGUAGUUUUAUAAUUUCAGGGAUUGAGUAAGGUUUUGUGAUUGAUAAUCUUAAACUAAUUAAGAAUGAUUUGAUUACUCCCCUGCCAGCUUAUCGACGAUCAGUUUAUCAGAAAAUGAAAAUGCAGAAAAAAAUAAUAAUAAUCUGUGAGCAAAAUUACGCUGUGCUUACUGAAACAUAAUAUUUUAGUUUUGUUCUUUUUGUGUGUGUGACAGUACAGUGGAGAAUUG
Messenger RNA from Porites lobata, 14207 nucleotides. Lineage: Eukaryota; Metazoa; Cnidaria; Anthozoa; Scleractinia; Poritidae. The record is from the annotation of a GenBank genome assembly.